This is a messenger RNA of Penicillium soppii, 2688 nucleotides long. Its product is annotated as mRNA-binding protein PUF3. Gene Ontology annotation, molecular function: mRNA 3'-UTR binding. The transcript has 4 exons. Gene Ontology annotation, cellular component: cytoplasm. The coding region runs from base 1 to 2688 and encodes 895 amino acids. Gene Ontology annotation, biological process: nuclear-transcribed mRNA catabolic process, deadenylation-dependent decay. The record is from RefSeq and is a predicted model, not a curated record. NCBI's taxonomy places the organism in Eukaryota, Fungi, Ascomycota, Eurotiomycetes, Eurotiales, Aspergillaceae.
AUGGCUUCUACCAUGGCCGCUAAUGCAACCAGCGUACAUAACGUACGGUCGAGCCGAGCUUCCAACAUGGGUUCAUCCGGGAUGAACGACCGCUCUCGCGGAUCUCAGAGCAACAACGUCGGCAAGGGUUUCGGUGCUGGCAAGGCGAGCUGGAACAGCAACAUCUGGGGUGAUUCCAACCUCGGCGGAUUCGGAGAUGAACAACACAUCAGUGAGAAUGCAUUCGAAGGAAAGUCGGGCUCCAGUUCUCUGCUCUCCACAUCGGAGUCAGAUGGCUGGUCGGGACGGGCCAACCUGCCUUGGAGCACUGUCAACCCCAAUCCCUCGUUCCAGAACAGAGGAGGUCUCGCUACAUCCCCCAUCCAAACUCGCGGUAACGACCGCAGUGCCCCCGCUAUGAACGAGACUGGCGACAGCUCUUACUUCGCUCUGCCCCGCACCUCCGGUAUCAGCACAAACGCUGCCACUGCCAGCCACCGACCCUAUCUCAACGCUGGGUCUGAGGGUGUCUCUCCUUCCGGUGACGGCAUGGGCUUUGGCGGGUUUACCGGUCGACGGCAGAUGGGCUCUGGUCUGGGUGGUAGUCCCGUGGGAACCACUUUCCCCGUCAAGCCUGGCUUCUCCAACCCCCUCGAUGGUGCUCGUCCAGAUGAUCUUGCUGGCAUGGGAAUGGGACUGGGCUCUGGCAUCCCUGAUUCCAUGUCUCCCACCCAGGGCCGCAGUGCCUUGGCUCACGCUUCCCACAACUCAGCAUCAUACGCAGCCCAACGCCCUAACCACUCCGCCCAUCCUUCUUUCUACUCCGACAACCACAGCGUUGAUGGUCGUUACGCUGCUGGGUCCGUGGAUCUCAGUGCGGGCUUCAACAAGCUCCAGCUGAACGAGGGCAACUAUGCUUCGCAGGGAGCCCAGCGCCCUUCAUUUGUUCCUCACGCAUCUUUCGAUGGCACAUUCUCUCGUAACAAGUACCCGCAUGAUGAGGCCGCCUACCAUGCGAUGGGUUACUCCGCAGAGGCUGCUCAGGAAAUGCAGCUCGCUUACCAAGCCCGAUCCCGUGCUGCCAACACUGGUUCUAUUUCGCCUUCCGACUAUGCUCGCAUCGAGAGCCCGAUCUACGGAGUGGAUGGCGCAGGCCAAUUCCGAAACUCUGGAGACAGCCAGACAGCCGCCUUUGAGCGCCGACUCCGAACCCUCCAGGAACAGGAGCUUGCACAGGGCUCGCAACGUAUGCAGUACCCUCCGAACUACGAUUACCAGGCCUACCAAGCUUCUCGUAUGAACGCUUUGUCCGGUUUCUACCCUGUGGCCCACCUCACUGGCCUCGGUGCUGCAGCUCUUGUCUCUCGCACGCAGCGUGAUCAUGACCCUACCCAGGUUGUUCGCAGCCCGCUCCUUGAGGAGUUCCGUGCCAACAGCAAGGGCAACAAGCGCUAUGAGCUGAAGGAUAUCUAUAACCACGUUGUUGAGUUCAGCGGUGACCAGCACGGGUCUCGCUUCAUUCAGCAGAAGCUCGAGACCGCCAACAGCGAUGAGAAGGAGCAGGUGUUCCGCGAGAUCCAGCCCAAUUGUCUACAGUUGAUGACCGACGUCUUCGGCAACUACGUUGUCCAAAAGUUGUUCGAGCACGGCAACCAGACCCAGAAGAAAAUUUUGGCCAACCAGAUGCGUGGUCACGUCCUGGCUCUCUCUACCCAGAUGUAUGGCUGCCGAGUUGUUCAAAAGGCACUCGAGCACAUCCUCACUGACCAGCAGGCCGCCAUGGUGAAGGAACUCGAGAACCAUGUCCUGAAGUGUGUGCGUGACCAGAAUGGAAACCACGUCAUUCAGAAAGCCAUCGAGCGAGUCCCUUCAGAAUACGUGCAGUUUAUCAUUAACGCGUUCCGCGGCCAAGUCAACCGUCUCGCGGCCCACCCAUACGGUUGCCGUGUCAUCCAGCGUAUGCUCGAGCACUGUGAAGAAGUCGAUCGCCAGUCGAUCCUAGGUGAACUUCACGCUUGCACCUCAAACCUUAUCCCUGAUCAGUUCGGCAACUACGUGAUUCAGCAUGUGAUUGAGAACGGGGAUGAGAAGGACCGCACCCGCAUGAUAGAGAUCGUGAAGGGCCAGCUGCUUGCUUACUCCAAGCACAAGUUUGCUAGCAAUGUGGUCGAGAAGAGCAUUGAGUUUGGUGCUGAGCAUGAGCGUGCUUACAUCAUUAACACUCUGACAUCUGCCAAUGACCGUGGCGAGAGUCCUCUCCUCGGCCUCAUGCGCGACCAGUACGGCAACUACGUUAUCCAGAAAGUCUUGGGUCAACUGAAGGACGCGGAGCGCGAAGCUCUGAUCGACCAGAUCAAGCCCCUCCUUAGCCAGCUCAAGAAGUUCAGCUACGGCAAGCAGAUUGUGGCCAUCGAAAAGCUCAUUUUCGACCCCAACUCGCCCGCAACCGGCCUGUCCCACACCACCUCGACCACUCCUCCCCACUCCCACAAGUCUUCCCCACAGCCUCUGAAGCGGACCAUCCCCACUGAACAGCCACGAGCCUUCGGCAACGCACCACCCACCCCACCCCCAACAGAGGCCCAACCCACCGUCGACAGCACCCUUGAACCCAAGGGUCUCGCCAAAAGCACAGUGACCUCGGUUUCGAGUCCCGAGACAGGCAACACCGGUGUUACCGUCCCGGUCGACGUCACCAGUGCCCACUAA